Molecule: messenger RNA, 764 nt
Organism: Dermatophagoides farinae (American house dust mite)
Lineage: Eukaryota; Metazoa; Arthropoda; Arachnida; Sarcoptiformes; Pyroglyphidae
Source: RefSeq, a predicted model, not a curated record
GAUUCAUUUUGAAUUUGAAAUUCAUACGAUUCAUUACGUUGUUCGUAAUUUUUUUGUUUGUGUGCGCAAUUUAUUAACAUACUCGAUUCAAUAAUGAUGAUGAAAUUUAUUAUGAUUAUGAUCGCCACAACAGUGGCAUUGGUCAAUGCUGCACCAAAACCACAGAUACAAUAUUCACAAACAUAUGGUGGUGCUGGUGCUCUUGGUCCAUUAUCAACAGGUCAUUUUCAACCAGUAUCACGAUCAUAUGUUGCUUCGGUCGCUCCAGUAGCACCAAUUGCUAUCACAGCAGCUAAACCAAUUGUUUACACGGGUCCAAUUGUUGCACCAAGACCAAUAGCUGCACCGGUUGCCGUUCCAGUUGCCUAUACAGCUUCAGCAAAACCAAUUCGAUAUUCAGCACCAGCAGCUGCAAUAGUCGAACAAGAAGAACAAUAUCCACCACAACCAUUCAGUUAUUCAUAUGAUACUGUUGAUGAAUAUGGUACACAGAUGACUAGACAAGAAUCCGGAGAUGGUGCAGGAACUGUACGUGGUUCAUAUUCAUAUCGUGAUGCAAAUGGUAUGGCUCGUAUCGUUAAUUAUAUUGCCGAUCACAAUGGUUUCCGUGCUGAAAUUCAAACUAAUGAACCCGGUACACUUACAUCAGCACCAGCCGAUGCAGCUAUCGUUUCAUCGAAUCCACCUGUUUAUAAACAAAAAUAAAUAUCAAUUCUCUGAUAUAAAUUUCAAAAUAAUUAACCGGAUUGAUUAUCAAUUUAUAU